Vollenhovia emeryi is the source of this 1301-nucleotide messenger RNA. RefSeq names its product methenyltetrahydrofolate synthase domain-containing protein-like. The transcript is spliced from 3 exons. Bases 833 to 1192 code for a protein of 119 amino acids. Gene Ontology annotation, cellular component: cytoplasm. The record is from RefSeq and is a predicted model, not a curated record. Lineage: Eukaryota; Metazoa; Arthropoda; Insecta; Hymenoptera; Formicidae.
UUACACAUUAAUACUUAAAAAAUGUGUUACGUACAUUGAUAUAUUAUUAGUUGAAAUACGCAGAAUUCUAUUAAUCUAAUGUAUAUGCCAUUUUUAUAUUUCCGAUCCAGAAUUCGCCCUGAUAGGUUAGGAAAUGUGUCAAGGCUCGUCUAGACGACAAGGCGUAAGGCGCAGCGCAAGAGCGCGAGCACAGGCGCAAGAGGAUUUUUCCCGAUCAUAGGGUCGUGGCGCAAGCGAAAUAACCCAGGUAGCAAUAUUAUAAGUUAUCGCUUUAAGGUUGCCUUUAGGAUUUUACUAUAAGAUAACCAAUGUAUGUUUUAAAAUUGGUAUCUAUUUUACUGUUGUCUUAUUAUUUUAGGUUAUAUUGAAACGUUUGCUGUACAUUAUCGUAUAUGUGCUCUGGAACUGUUCAGUUAUUUCGAGACACUUCUGGCAGAGGACGAGGAAUGUCGGCAGUGCUUUCGACAAUUUCGCAGCUUGUGCACGAUCCUUUUAGUGCCGAUGGAGGGUAUAGGGUCGGCGACAGUGCCAAAAGUAUACAAAGUAUUGUCGACCGCGACACGAACGUUGCGCGGAAGUACGGAUACGCGGGAGGUCUUCGAUCAGCACCGCGAAGAUAUUCGAGCCUGUGCUCGCUUACUGGGAAAAGCGCGUGGACACCGACAAGAGCACGCUGGAGCGUUUGCUCGACACUGGCGUCUUGCAGGAACUAAUGAAUUUGUUUGUACACAUGAACAGAGAUGAAUUUUACUCCACGCACGUGUCGGUAAAGUGAAAGUCGUGCCUGGACAAACUCUGUACAGUUAAGAGGGACUUGUACAACACCGUGGUGAUGAAAUGCAGAUUCGUCAGUCUAGUAUCCGAGGAGGUGACAAAGUCGAGCUUCCGCCGCAAGGUGUGGGACUACAUGACGAAGAAUGAGCUGGUCAACUUCCCCGUCAACAUAUACAAGCGUAUACCGAAUUUCAAGGGCGCCGCGGAGGUGGCGCAGUGGCUGAUCGAGUUGGACGUGUUUAAGAAGGCAAGAGUCAUCAAGAUAAAUCCAGACAAGCCGCAGGAGCCAGUGAGGUUCUCGGCUCUGGAGGCCAACAAGUUGCAUCUCUCCACUCGACGGAGUCGAACCGAGCCCUACAGAUUCUGGAGAGCUUCAGGAAUCUUGAGAAUAUUAUCUCUUUCGUGCUGGACAGAUUGAGCGUUGUAUAUUACAGCAAUAAUUUGUAUAGGAAAGCUGCGACUGUGUGCGCAUUGAAUGCCUUGUUAACGUCCCACACAGCAUCGAAAUAUUUCAGAAAGCUCUCAAA